UUUCGCUUUUUCGACAUUCACAAAUGCCUUUGGACACUUCUUCGUACUCACUGGCGCUUUUGCGUCUCGACGGCCGUCGGUGGAACGAGCUGCGACGACUCAGCGCACAGAUCUCCACGCAAGCGGCGGCCGAUGGCUCAAGCUACCUAGAGAUGGGCAAUACGAAGGUCAUAUGUACUGUGGCCGGGCCAGCAGAGGGCCGUCGCAUAGGAGGCGGAAGCAUUGCAGGGAGUGAAGCUACGAUCCAAGUAAACAUAAGCAUUGCUGGCUUCAGCGGCGUCGAACGAAAACGAAAAGCAAGAUCGGACAAGCGCGUAGCAGAGAUGCAGCAUACAAUCGUAAAUGCGCUGCAGAGCACGCUUCACACAAGCCAUUAUCCGGGGUCCACCAUCGCAAUCAAUCUGCACGUCCUCGCACAAGACGGGUCGCUACUUGCGGCUCUCAUCAAUGCCUCUACAUUGGCGCUGAUUGACGCCGGAGUGCCCAUGUCGGACUAUCUCACUGCUUGCACGGCGGGUAGCACGGUGAAUGCCGCAGCAUCACGAUCAGCACCUCGACCACAAGCCGCUCUGCCAGGUCUUUCCAAUCUCGCAGAUGAUGUAGAAGACCCGCUGCUUGACUUGAAUAGUCUCGAAGAGCAAGAGUUACCAUACUUGACUGUCGGCACGUUAGGAGCAACAGACAAGGUUGUGGUUUGCGUGCUUGAAACUCGAAUGCAUGCACAUCGUUUAGAAGAAAUGCUGGCUGUCGGUGUAGACGGUUGCGCACGAAUUCGCGAGAUAUUGGACUCCGUGGUGCGUGCUCAUGGAAAGAAGACAUUGGAAGGAGACUGAUCUACACCGUGUGAUCACCAGAACGCAGCCGCAUUGUUUUCCAUCGCAGCGCCUGAUUGGGAGGCCGCGAAAUUUACGCAAGAGCAAUGCCGGCAUAUCCCAACAAUUGUAGGCGAGAACUAGUUGUUUCACUCCACAGAAGGGAACGCUAGCGAUCGAAGCCAAGAAUUAGCAACCAAGGUGUGGGCUUACAAAGCAAAGAGUCAAAGAGCAAGUGGAAAGCCACACGGAGGCCAUGAGAGAGAGGCCUGGUUGUGAAAGAGAUUCAGCUGUGGGUACCUGGCGUCAGAGCGGCGCGACGACGGACAUAGCAGCGUAACUUGUAGCAUUUGUAUAAUUAAAAGCCGCCGCUUCCAAACCGAUCUCCAUCUCCGGCCGGUAU
This is a messenger RNA of Verruconis gallopava, 1215 nucleotides long. RefSeq lists its product as hypothetical. The transcript is spliced from 2 exons. NCBI's taxonomy places the organism in Eukaryota, Fungi, Ascomycota, Dothideomycetes, Venturiales, Sympoventuriaceae. The record is from RefSeq and is a predicted model, not a curated record. Gene Ontology annotation, biological process: rRNA catabolic process; poly(A)-dependent snoRNA 3'-end processing; U4 snRNA 3'-end processing. Gene Ontology annotation, cellular component: nucleolus; nuclear exosome (RNase complex); cytoplasmic exosome (RNase complex). Bases 24 to 833 code for a protein of 269 amino acids.